This is a messenger RNA of Hemisphaericaspora subhashii, 1128 nucleotides long. RefSeq lists its product as uncharacterized. Bases 1 to 1128 code for a protein of 375 amino acids. The transcript has a single exon. Gene Ontology annotation, cellular component: cytosol. NCBI's taxonomy places the organism in Eukaryota, Fungi, Ascomycota, Pichiomycetes, Serinales, Debaryomycetaceae. Gene Ontology annotation, molecular function: NAD binding; oxidoreductase activity, acting on the CH-OH group of donors, NAD or NADP as acceptor; formate dehydrogenase (NAD+) activity. The record is from RefSeq and is a predicted model, not a curated record.
AUGACAAAAUCAAAAGUAUUAUUAGUUCUUUACCAAGGUGAUCAACACGCCAAAGAUCAACCUAAAUUAUUAGGUACCAUUGAGAAUGAACUUGGUCUUCGUAAGUUUAUCGAAUCUCAUGGAUACGAACUUGUAACCACUACCGAAAAGGAUCCAGAACCUUCAUCCAGAUUUGACACCGAAUUGGCCGAUGCAGAAAUUGUUAUCACCACUCCAUUUUUCCCUGCAUAUUUGACUCGCUCAAGAAUUGCCAAAGCCAAGAAUUUGAAGAUUGCCAUUACUGCUGGUGUCGGAUCUGAUCAUGUUGAUUUAGAUGCAGCCAAUGAACGUGGCAUUUCUGUUUUGGAAGUUACCGGAUCCAAUGUCCAAUCAGUUGCAGAACACGCGAUGAUGACUAUUUUGGCCUUGGUUAGAAACUUUGUUCCUGCCCAUGAAAUGUCUAUGCAAGGUAAAUGGGAUAUUGCUGGUGUUGCCAGAGACGAAUACGAUUUGGAAGGGAAAGUUGUUGCCACUGUUGGUGCUGGUAGAAUUGGAUAUCGUAUUUUGGAAAGAAUGAUUGCUUUCAACCCAAAGAAAUUGUUGUAUUUUGAUUAUCAAGAUUUACCACCACAAGCUGUUCAGAAACUUAAUGAUGCUUCUAAAUUAUUCAAUGGUGUUGACAAUAUUGUCGAAAGAGUUGAAAAUUUAGAAGAUAUGGUUGCCCAAGCUGAUAUCGUUACCAUUAAUUGUCCAUUGCAUGAAUCCUCAAGAGGAUUGUUCAAUAAGGAACUUAUUUCAAAAAUGAAGCCCGGGGCUUACUUAGUCAAUACAGCAAGAGGUGCCAUUUGUGUUGAAGAAGAUGUUGCUGAUGCUGUCAAUUCGGGCCAUUUAGGAGGCUAUGGGGGUGAUGUCUGGUAUCCCCAACCUCCACCAAAGAAUCAUCCUUGGGUUACUAUGAGAAAUCCAAAUGGUGGUGGUAAUGCUAUGACUCCUCAUGUUUCAGGAACUUCGUUGGAUGCUCAAGAAAGAUAUGCCAAGGGAGUUGAGAAUAUUUUGCAAGAAUAUUUCAACAAGACCUAUAACUACCGUCCACAAGAUAUCAUUGUUAUUGAUGGUGACUAUGCCACGAAGGCAUACGGUCAACGUUAA